Molecule: messenger RNA, 689 nt
Organism: Lactuca sativa (garden lettuce)
Lineage: Eukaryota; Viridiplantae; Streptophyta; Magnoliopsida; Asterales; Asteraceae
Product: basic leucine zipper 43
Biological process (GO): regulation of DNA-templated transcription
Molecular function (GO): DNA-binding transcription factor activity
Source: RefSeq, a predicted model, not a curated record
UCUUCUCAACCUUGAUCACCAACAAAGUAAAAACCUCCUUUGGAAAUUGGAAUCCGGAAUCCUGAUCUACUAUCAGAUAUUAUAAGCAUGAUUCGACAAAUAUCAGAAUUUAAGUAUUUGGCUCCUGAAGAGUACUCAUCCCCUUUCUCCACCAACUUCACCAUACAAGAUCCAAUAUCGGUUCUCCAUAUGAGCAAUUUCCUUACCAACAUCCCCGAGUACUUCUCAAAACCUCCUUCUUCUGUUAGCAACAACUCGACCUCUGAUGAAGCUGACACGCAACAAAACGAUAUCAUUGGAGAGCGAAAACGCAGAAGAAUGAUAUCGAAUAGGGAGUCAGCUCGAAGAUCUAGGAUAAGGAAACAAAGGCAACUGGAUGAGCUUUUGUCACAACUGGUCCAUCUUAGAACUGAUAAUCAGAGUAUCAUGGAGCAUUUGAAGCAGUUAGCAGAGAGACACGAAAAGGCACUCGAGGAGAAUGAACGAUUGAAGGAAGAGACUACUGAUAUUCGACAGAAGCUUGAUGAAAUCCAACAACCUAACAUAAGUUCGGAAAUAAUUUCUUGAGUUCUAAAUCAAUGGAAAUAUAACUUUAACUAUAUAAAUCCAUAACAAGAUAAGAUCAUUGUCUUAUAACUAUCAGCCUUCUGUAACCUGCAAAUCAAUAUAUCACUUUCUUGCUUCUAGAA